Messenger RNA from Dromaius novaehollandiae (emu), 2695 nucleotides. Its product is annotated as protein limb expression 1. The transcript is spliced from 6 exons. Bases 2 to 847 code for a protein of 281 amino acids. The record is from RefSeq and is a predicted model, not a curated record. Gene Ontology annotation, cellular component: cytoplasm. Gene Ontology annotation, biological process: autophagosome maturation. NCBI's taxonomy places the organism in Eukaryota, Metazoa, Chordata, Aves, Casuariiformes, Dromaiidae.
GAUGGACAGAACCUUGGAGUCUCUGCAACAUAUAGUCGCCCAAGUUCUUCCUCACAGAGACCCUGCCCUGGUAUUUAAAGAUUUGAAUGUUGUCGCAAUAUUGCAGGAGUUCUGGGAGAGCAAGCAGAAGCAGAAGGCCGUAUUUCCGAGCGAAGGCACUGUGGUGUACGAGUCGCUGAGCUCCCUGGGCCCCCCGUUCGUGAGUUACGUCACCUUGCCAGGGGGGAGCUGUUUUGGUAACUUUCAGAGCUGCUUAAGCAGAGCAGAAGCAAGGCGAGAUGCUGCAAAAGUGGCUUUGAUCAAUUCUCUCUUCAAUGAAUUGCCUUGUCGCAGGAUCACAAAGGAAUUCAUCAUGGAAAGUGUUCGGGAGGCUGUUUCCUCAACCAGCGGUAACUUAAAGGAUGCUGAUGACCCAAGCACUAGUAUUGGAGCCUAUCACUACAUGCUGGAGUCAAACAUUGGAAAGACAAUGCUGGAAUUUCAGGAGCUGAUGAUCAUCUUUCAGCUUUUGCAUUGGAAUGGUAGCCUUAAAGCCCUACGUGAAACAAAGUGCUCCCGGCAGGAAGUAAUUUCCUACUACUCCCAGCAUUCCUUAGAUGAAAGGAUGAGAAGUCACAUGGCCUUGGACUGGAUUAUGAAGGAGCAAGAAUCUCCGGGAAUUAUUUCUCAAGAGCUGCAAGUGGCGCUUAGAGAACUGGAGGAAGCCAGGAAAGCUGGGCAGGAGUUGAGGUUUUACAAAGAAAAGAAAGAAAUACUGAGCUUAGCACUGAGUCAGAUCUACAGUGAUCAAGUUGCCUCUUCCUCACAGGAUGAUCAAAUGAGCUUGGCCCUGCAUGGCUACCACUAACCUUGAAGAAGGUGUUUGAUGUUGAACAAUAACACGCAUACUCUUCUCUGUUGAAAAGGCCACAUGCAUAAAUUGGUAACAUUCUUUUCACUGGCUUUUUAAAUUUCUGUAUCUAGAAGCAUUGGCAUCUUUUUUUUAAUUUUCAUUUUGACAGACAGAAACACUACAGGUCAAUGAAGUAUUGAUACUGUGCUAUACAUAAACCAGAAAGGGAAACAAACUGCAGAAACCUUUCAUGGUACUUUGGAGAUUGAGGUGUUGUUCUGCACAAAGACUGUCUACAUUUUCCUCAACAAAGAUGUAAAAGCUAUGAUCAGAAAUCUAGAGUGUUAGCAGUAAAACACAAAAAGAAUUCUGGUUUAGGCACUGGUGCCUGUUUACUCCCAAACUCCUCCGCAGUACCUACGCUUCCUCCUGGCCGUGCUAGCAGGUGCUAUGGCUGAAGUUCAUUUAGUCUAUUUAUUCAAGGGCAGGAAUACCCUUCCAAGCAAAAGAGCUGCACCAUACAACUAAUGCCCCAGAUUUCACCUGUUUCAGUCUCUGUUGAAAUCAAACAAGACACCGCAAAGUUGUAAGAGCAUAAAUUAUUAAAAUUAUUAGGUUGACCAUGUUCUGCCUAGUACAAAUAACAGAUGCUGUGUGAUAAUAGUUUUGUUAUGACUUCGGAAAAUUGCCAUGCUCUGAUUCUGCUGCCAAGUAAGGUCUUUCACCAGGAAAGGUUUCUCUUUUUCUUCCCUUUCAGAGAAUAGUGGUUCACACACACUGAAACAAAUAGCUACUGAGCUUUAAGAUCUUCCCUUCCCCCAUGCUGUCAGCCCAGUUCUUCUGCUAGAAGUUACCACCCCAGGAGCAGAGUCAGCAGCAUGUGUCUGCAUGAGGCACACACACAUACUUGUCAGCCUGUUAUUUUAGCUGCUGAUAAAGGCAAAAAUGUGCUAAGAUGCCAGACAAUGAACGUCAACACAUUUAUUCCUGAUUUUUCUGCUCUACAGUAGCUUCUGCAAGGAGAAUGGAUACCGGGCAGGGCUGUAGUUUAAAUCAUCUCAGUGACCCCAGUAGUAACUCCUAACAUCAUUUAAAUAUACUUUAAACAUUAUGUAUUUCAACAUAAAAGAGACAUACUUCAGAUGGAGGAGGAGGAGGUGGGAAAAGUUCAUUUUAGUCUCUAGUACAAGUAUGGACCCAGCUAUGUCACUAUUCCAAAAUAAAAAAGACAUAGGAACUGGUCAGCAAGAAUGAUCCCACUGCAAAACCAUUCACACCACUGGUAAUUGCAGCCCACUGCUGUGGGUCACAAUCUCACUGCAGAGAGAAACAGCUGGCAUCCUGUAAAGGUACUUGAGCUCUCUGAUGAGGGAUGUGUGAUGCUUGGCCAGGGCUCAUGCCCAGCAUAGAGGGAGCCGUCACGCUUAGAGCCCACCUACAGUAAGCACAGCUGGAAAAAAAGAAAAAGAAAAAGAAAAAGAAAAAGAAAAAGAAAAAGAAAAAGAAAAAGAAAAAGAAAAAGAAAAAGAAAAAGAAAAAGAAAAAGAAAAAGAAAAAGAAAAAGAAAAAGAAAAAGGCAGAGGAAGUGCACAGUUUUGGAAACUUUUGGAGGUUUAUUUCUGAAGGAGCUACUUCACUUGGCAGAGAAACAACCACUAUUCUAGAGUACUAGAAUAACGUGGAUUGCUUUGAUUUUUUUUUUUUUUUUUGUUCUUCAGAUGCAGAAAUAAACAGUCUUACCACAAUGGACUGACUGAUAAUUAUUUCAGCGUUCAAACUUAACUUUUCCUAUUAGCUACUUCAACUCAAUGGAUUUAUACAGGAAUCAAGACUUAAAAGCACAGACAAAAGCAGAGGCCAAAU